CCGUCGGUUAAAAUGUUCAGCCACAACAUUCAGUUUAUUUAUGAUUUUACUUUUAAUUGAUUCUAUAUAUUUUUUAACUGUUCAGUGCUGCUGCACCGGGAACGAGCUCUCAACCAAACUCCAUUUAAAAAACGUCCGUUUAGUUGAUGUUUAUUAAGCUACAGAGAUAAAUGUCUUUAACCGCAUGUGGUCAGGUCUGAUCUGAAUGGGACGUUACGUUGAAUUCAGUUCACAAUGUCAGUGUUUCUGUAAAAGUAUAAAAUAGUUGACCAGUUACUCACUAAACAGGAGGAGAUAUGAAGUGAUUUCUAACGAUACAGAAACACCAGUUUAAUUUAGUCUCUGAACUGUCGUUUCUUAAAUUGAGGACUUUUUGACUGGACUUUGGUGUGAGGGGUUCAGGCCUCUAAUGCUGGGCCUGUGUUGGAGUUUUAUGUGGAAACUGAGAGGUGGGAUCAGAAACCUCCGCUACCUUGGAGCAGCUGAGAUGUCUGUCAAACAGAAGAAGAAAACCAAGAAGAAGAAGAGCGGCGUCCCGGACCGGUGGCUGAACUACUGCCCCGUAGGACGGAGGAUCCCAGGAACUCGAUUCAUUGCCUUCAAAGUGCCUUUAAAACCGUCUCUGAACCGCCGGGUCCCGGAGUCGGACUCCUUUGGCCUCUGGGACCUGCUGGACCACGUGGAGAGUCAGAACCAGGAGCUGGGUCUGAUCAUUGACCUCACCUUCACCUCCAGGUACUACGCUCUGGCGGACGUCCCGCAGUCCUGCUCCUACAUCAAGAUCCUCACUGAGGGUCACAAGGUCCCGUCCGACGCCGCCAUCCUGAGCUUCAAACGCGCCGUGAGACAUUUCCUGGAGGACAACCGGGACAACGACCAGCUGAUCGGAGUCCACUGCACUCACGGCCUGAACCGCACCGGAUACCUGGUCUGCAGGUACCUGAUCGACGUGGACGGGCUGGAGCCCAACGAGGCUGUAGAGCUCUUCAACUCCUGCAGGGGGCAUCGCAUCGAGAGGCGCAACUACCUGGACGACCUGCAGGGCGGCGCCAAGAGGAGCAACCGCGGCAUCGACGAGCCGGAGCAGGAGACCACCAGAGGCCUCGCAGGACGGGACAGACGCCCGAUUAACACGUCUGGACAAGAGGGACAACCAGUAAAGACGUCUGAACAGGAGGGACAAAAAUCCGUCUCCACUCCCAGAGACGAGCGUCCUCCUGGUGACGUCCCACCUGAGACUCAACAAUCUGACAAAAGACUGUCUGGUAACCGACGGCGACGUAGAGCUCGCCAUCGGCAGAGGACGGACCAGGCGUCCUCUGACAGAUGUCCACCUCCACCUGAAGCUCCGCCCACCAACCAGCCGCCCAACGAAGCGUGAAGUUCGUGUCAGACGUCUUUUUCCUGGAAAACAUCAAGAGACUCGAGUUAGAAAAUCAUCGUUCACCUCCUCCCUCCUCUCCUCCCCCUCACCUCCUCCCUCCCUCCCUCCCUCCUCCCUCCCUCCCUCCUCACCUCCUCUCCUCCCCCUCA
This is a messenger RNA of Mugil cephalus (flathead mullet), 1533 nucleotides long. RefSeq names its product RNA/RNP complex-1-interacting phosphatase-like. The record is from RefSeq and is a predicted model, not a curated record. NCBI's taxonomy places the organism in Eukaryota, Metazoa, Chordata, Actinopteri, Mugiliformes, Mugilidae. Gene Ontology annotation, biological process: protein dephosphorylation. Bases 410 to 1381 code for a protein of 323 amino acids. The transcript has 2 exons. Gene Ontology annotation, molecular function: polynucleotide 5'-phosphatase activity; protein tyrosine/serine/threonine phosphatase activity.